Messenger RNA from Culex quinquefasciatus (southern house mosquito), 4122 nucleotides. RefSeq lists its product as uncharacterized. Gene Ontology annotation, biological process: DNA integration. Gene Ontology annotation, molecular function: nucleic acid binding; zinc ion binding. Lineage: Eukaryota; Metazoa; Arthropoda; Insecta; Diptera; Culicidae. The transcript has a single exon. The record is from RefSeq and is a predicted model, not a curated record. The coding region runs from base 1 to 4122 and encodes 1373 amino acids.
AUGAGUGUUGCGGAGAGAUGGUCGAAGGUGCGUGACGCGAGGCUGUGCUACAACUGCUUGCGCAAGGGUCACCGGGUGGGACAGUGUCCGUCGGACAGAUCUUGCAAGUGCGGCGAGAAGCACCACAGCUUGUUGCACCAGGAGAAGAACCAGCAGCAAAACAAGCCGAAGCCAGAAGCGGCUCCGGUAUCAGCGAAGGCGCCGUCGGCAGUGUCAUCCGCCAGCGUGAAGGCUGGUCCCAGUGGCACGGGUGCGCCGGAAGUGAGCGACGAGAACGAGCAGCAGGCAACGUCGUGCUUCAGCAGUGGAGCGCUGAAGUCACCCCAGCAGGUUCUGCUGCAGACAGCGAUCAUCAACGUUGCGGACAAGGCCGGCAGGUACCAUCCGUGCCGCACGUUGUUGGAUUCCGGUUCCCAGGCGCACAUUUUGUCGGAGGCGAUGGCACGGACCCUCGGCCUAACCUUCGAACAGUGUAACGUGACGGUCAUUGGAGCAAACGCAGUGAAGACGCAAGCAAAGAAGGAAGUCAACCUUACCUUCUCGUCGAGGUACUGUCAGUUCCAAGACAACAUCUCGUGCCUGAUUUCGGACAAGCCCACGGGACGGAUCCCGUCGGCAAGAAUCGAGACAGCUGCUUGGCACAUCCCGAGCGACGUGUUCCUGGCAGACCCGAAGUUCAGCGAGCCGCACGAGAUCGACCUGGUCAUGGCGUCGAACUACGUGUGGGACUUGCUGCGAACCGAUCGAGUGAAACUGGCGAACGGCACCGUGACUCUGCGUGAAACCGAUCUGGGCUGGAUCGUGACCGGCGUGUACGACCCGUUCCAGCAGCUGAGUUGCCAAGUCGUCCACUCGAACAUCACGCUGAAGGAUCAGCUGAACAACGCCAUCGAGAAGUUCUGGCUGGUCGAAGAACUUGCAGACAAGCAACUGCAAACCAACGAAGAGCAAGAAGUGGAAGAGCACUUUCGCGGCACCCACGGCCGUGACGAAAGUGGCCGCUUCGUCGUCCAGUUGCCGUUCAAGGACACGGUUCUUGAGCUGGGCGACAACCGAGUCCAGGCGUUGAGGAGAUUCAACCUGCUGGAGCGCCGUCUGUCGCGGAACCCGGAACUCCGAGAGCAGUACACGGCGUUCGUCGAAGAGUACGAGGCGCUGGGUCACUGCAAGGAGAUUCAUGAGCAACAAGAUCCACCAGAAGUGCGUAAGUACUACCUGCCGCACCACGCUGUGCUCAAACCGUCUAGUUCGUCCACGAAGCUGCGAGUGGUUUUCGACGCCAGCGCCAAGGCCGGCAAGUACUCCCUGAACGAUGUGCUGAAGGUGGGACCGACCGUCCAGAACGACCUGUUCUCCAUCGUUCUCCGUUUCCGUCGCCAUCCGGUCGCAUUCACCGCCGACGUGGUGAAGAUGUAUCGGCAGGUGCGGGUGCAUCCGAGCGAUACGCCGUACCAGCGAAUCUUCUGGAGGAAGGACCCGAACGAGCGCAUGCGAGUGCUUGAGCUGAACACCGUUACCUACGGAACGGCGAGCGCCCCGUUCCUCGCGACGCGGUGUCUGGUGGAGCAGGCGGAGUCGGCGAAAGGCCGGUUCCCAGCAGCCGCCAAGAUCGUGAUCGAGGACAUGUAUGUCGACGACAUGCUGUCCGGCGCCAGCAACGAGAAGGAAGCAGUGAAACUUGUGCUGGAAGUGAAGAAGAUCAUGGAAGAGGGAGGUUUCCCAGUGAAGAAGUGGUGCUCUAACUCAGAGCAAGUGCUAAAGUGUGUGCCUGAAGAAGAUCGGGAGAAGCCGAAACCGAUCGAAGAGUACAGUGCGAACGAAGCCAUCAAGGCUCUGGGUGUCCUGUGGGACCCACGCGAGGAUGAGUUUCGUUUUGUGAACUGUUUGGAAGAGUGCGACAACAAACCAGUCUCGAAGACGAAAGUGUUUUCGGACAUUCUAAAAGUGUUUGACCCACUGGGCUUCGUAGCCCCAGUCAUCGUGCUGGCCAAAGUGUUUAUGCAGAAGUUGUGGGCCAGCAAGAUGGACUGGGCUACCGAACUAAACGAAGAGCUUCUGUGUGAGUGGUUCGAGAUUCGAGAGUCUCUAACAGCGCUGAACGAUAUUCGUGUGCCGCGAUGCGUCGUGGUGCCCAACACGGUUCUGCACGAGCUGCACGGGUUCGCUGACGCGUCGACCGUUGCCUACGGGGCCAACGUCUACCUGCGGUGCGUCCGCGGGAAUGGGUCGGCCGAGGCCAACCUGUUGUGCGCGAAAUCCCGAGUGGCUCCGCUGAAGAAGCUGUCCGUGCCGAACCUGGAGCUGUGUGCAGCGCUGUUGCUUGCGCGGCUCGUCGUGAAGGUCAUCGAAACGCUGGAUCUGGAGCUGUCCGCUAUCGAGCUGUACUCGGACAGCCAGAUUGUGCUCGCAUGGCUGAAGAAGGAUCCGAAUCUCCUGGAGACCUUCGUGCGCAACCGCGUCAUCCAGAUCCUCAACCUCACAGGUAAGUUCCGAUGGAAUUACGUGAGGUCAGCCGACAAUCCGGCAGACAUUGUCUCUCGAGGGAUGAGUCCCAAACUCUUGAGUCGGUGUCCGAAGUGGUGGAAGGGGCUUCUACCGCUGACGAGCGCUGCCUACGUUCCUGAAGAACCCCCCGAACUCGAGGACGACGAGCUGCCAGGGCUGGUAGCCAUCGUCUACAGAGUCACCGUCGUCGAGGAGAUGUCGGUGUUCAAACGGUUCGGCGAGUUCCGGAAACUCCAGCGCGUGAUCUGCUACGUGCGCAGAUUCGUCCAGAACUGCAGGAACAAGAAGUCUGGACAACCAAGGACAACGUGCGCCUACGUGACAGUUCCUGAAACGAGAGCGGCGUUAAAGUCCAUCAUCUGGUCGAUUCAAAUGGCAGCCUUACCAGAUGAGUUUUAUCUAGCGAAGACCGAACAAACAUCCAGCCAGCUCGCGAGCCUGGCACCAAUCGUCGACGAGGACGGUCUGCUGAGAGUCGGCGGACGUCUGGAACAUUCGAGCCUCCCGUACGAGGCCAAGCAUCCUGUGAUCCUGCCCCGUCAUCACGUGACUACGUUGCUGGUCCGAGCGCUGCAUGUGGAGAACCUGCAUGUCGGCCCCUCCGGACUCCUGGCCAUCGUUCGACAGCAGUACUGGCCGCUGAAAGCGCGCAACGUAGUGCGCGACGUGACCCGCAAGUGCCUGCAGUGCUUCAAGGCCAGCCCCCGCAGGAUUGAACAGUUCAUGGGACAGCUUCCGGCGGAACGAGUGAACGUUGCCGCCCCCUUCGAGUACACCGGCGUGGACUACGCUGGACCUGUGACGGUGAAACAAGGCAAGUACAGACCCAAACUUACCAAAGCCUACAUUGCCGUGUUCGUUUGUCUGGUCACCAAGAACAUCCACCUGGAAUUGGUGUCAGACUUGACAACCGAGGCCUUCUUGGCCGCCCUGGAUCGCUUCGUCAACCGACGAGGCAUGGUGCGCAAGAUCUUUUCCGACAACGCGACGAAUUUCGUCGGGGCGUCACGAUCUUUGCGCGAAAUGCACGAGCUCUUCAAGCAGGACCUUCUGAAGCGCGGAAUCCAAGAUUUGCUCGUGCCCAAAGCCAUCGAGUGGAGCUUCAUCCCGCCCAGGGCUCCCAACUUCGGCGGAUUGUGGGAGGCGGGCGUGAAGAGCGUCAAGACACACCUGAAACGAACGCUGCAAAACGCGGUGCACACCUUUGAAGAAUUUGCUACUAUUUUGACGCACGUUGAAGCGGUCAUGAACUCUCGGCCGCUCUUCAGCUUGUCGGACAGCCCCGGAGAUCCUCUUCCGAUAACUCCGGCGCAUCUUCAACUCGGCAGGCCGCUGCAUCCUGUCGCCAAGCCCUCCCGUAGCGGUGUCGCGGACAACCGUCUGAACCGCUGGGAGUACCUGGACAAGCUUCGUGAGUGCUUCUGGGGCCGUUGGUCCAGAGAGUACUUAACGAGUCUGCAGAAUCGUGCGAAGUGGACCAAGAAAUCGCACAACCUGCAGCCCGGAAUGCUGGUCCUUCUCGUCGAAGACAACCUCCCGUCGCAGACCUGGAAGGUCGGCAUCAUCGUCGAGACUUACUCCAGUUCGCGACGCGUUCAAGUACAGACGUGUUUGUAA